AAGUUACGUGUUAAUUGAUUCUUUGAUAUAAUGUAUUAAAUAACAGUUUACAUUAAUUACAAUACAAUAGAAACCAUACCAAUAAUUUUAGUAGGCAAUUUACACUACUAUUGUACGCCUAGGGUCCAACAAUAUCGUCUUCACUCCUGGAAACGACAGACGUGAGGCGACAUGACGUUUUGUCGGUGACGCGACAACUUUCUGAUAUCGAACCAUAUCCACCGAUCAAGUACAUAUUGUUUUACGCAUUGCGCUAUGAUAUUCCAACUAUUGUUCGACGUUCAGCAGCUCAGAAAAUCAACCUAAAAGUAGAAAAAGUGACUAGUGAAAGUGAUAGAAGUUGGGAAAGCGUCGCAGACAUUGCGUGUUCGCGAACUCCGUAUGACACCAGAUAUUGUGAUACGGACUGCACACCGAUAAACGCAAAUCUUAUGAAUUCAAAGUCGCGUGGUUACUAUUCGUGUAGAAAUUAAGAAGACAAGCGGUUGUUACUUUGAGAAAUAAUUUUCUGUUAAUGCUGAACGUACUUUAAUUUGAAUAAAUGAUCCAUUCUUUUUAAGAAGGUAUUAAUUCACAAUAGAGCGACAUAUUUAUUUAUUAUUUAAAAAAUGGAUGAAACAAGGAAUUACAUAAACUUAGUAUUAACAGUUAAAAAAUAUCCAGCAUUAUAUGAUCUCAGUUGUAAUGACUACCAUAAUAGGGUUGUACGAAAUAAAAUGUGGAGAGCGGUGGCGCAAGAAGUAAACGCUUCUGCUGCAGAAUGUAAGGAGAAAUGGAAGAAUCUUCGCGCCAGCUUCAGUAGACAUUUAAGAAAUCAAAAUACAACGAAUUCGAAAGCAAAAAAACCAUAUUACAUGGCCGAUUAUAUGGAUUUUUUACUUCCUUACAGCAAACUUCGCAGGCCAGAUGACAGUUUGAACGAGGAAGGACCAAUAGCGCAGGAGAACUGGAACGAAGAGGAGACCGCUUCUGAUACGUCCUCUAAUUACGAGAAAUUAAACAAAUCUAACCAAACGAUGCCAGAACCAGAAAGAGAUGGAGACUCGAAGAACGAAGAGUACACGUUCGUGAGGAGUAAAACGAUGAGGCUUACAGACGACCGAUUAUCACAUAGGUGCUUGGAUAAUUGUAUCCUAGCCAAAAAACGAGAUGUCGACGAAUCGAUUAAUGAUGCAGACUUACUGUUCUUUAAAAGCUUACUUCCAGACGUACGGCAGAUGACGAGACAAGAGAAAAGAAGUUUCAAAAUAUCUGUAUUGAAUUUGAUCGAUAAAAUACUAAACGAAAAGGAAUCGGCAAUGUCGAUCGAAAACGAUAUUCCUUGCGCUAUAGUAAAAAAUCAACAGGACGAAAGAGUCGAUCAGUUUUAAAUUAAAGGACUUUAUCAGAGUUUGUAAUGAUAUGUAUAAACGUAUAACAAUAUAGACUGCCUAAAUUACGUUUAAUAAAAUAAAAUAUAUAAGAAGA
Messenger RNA from Bombus terrestris (buff-tailed bumblebee), 1467 nucleotides. RefSeq lists its product as uncharacterized. Gene Ontology annotation, cellular component: transcription regulator complex; nucleus. Gene Ontology annotation, biological process: regulation of transcription by RNA polymerase II. NCBI's taxonomy places the organism in Eukaryota, Metazoa, Arthropoda, Insecta, Hymenoptera, Apidae. Gene Ontology annotation, molecular function: DNA binding. Bases 609 to 1370 code for a protein of 253 amino acids. The transcript has 3 exons. The record is from RefSeq and is a predicted model, not a curated record.